AUGGCCAUACAUUCUGAAACAACUCUGGUUAAACUCUGUGGGAGAGAAUUUGUCCGAGCUGUUGUCUUUGCUUGUGGAGGAUCACGGUGGAGAAGACAACUGGAUGAGCCUUUCUCAGAAGGGCUCAUAGCAACAGAUGCCAGUGGAAAUUACAUUGAGAAGCCAAAAUCUGAAAGCAACAAAUUCAUCCAGUACAACAUGGAGUCUGAGCAAGAUUUCCGAGGCAUGCAACAGAAGUCUGUACGCAAAAGAAAUGAGGAUCUCUUGCAGCUUACAGUCACUUGCUGUACUGUUGGAUGCAGUGCAAACUCUGUAAGUUCACUAUGCUAAAAAUGUAAGAUGCUGCCAUGGAAGCUGAUCUAAAUAAGACGCGUUCUGUCUAGAAUACAUCAUUUUCAAAUCUUUUCUGUCACACUUUGUAUUUCCCAGCUCUACAGACCUUCCUAGCUGCCAUUCUGCUUCGGAUGUUGCACAAAUUGGAAACAUUUUUUAAUACUUAAGUAUCAGCCAUGUGAAGCAAUCUGCUUUUCU
Messenger RNA from Candoia aspera, 531 nucleotides. RefSeq names its product insulin like 5 (gene INSL5). Gene Ontology annotation, molecular function: G protein-coupled receptor binding; hormone activity. The record is from RefSeq and is a predicted model, not a curated record. The transcript has 2 exons. NCBI's taxonomy places the organism in Eukaryota, Metazoa, Chordata, Lepidosauria, Squamata, Candoiidae. The coding region runs from base 1 to 330 and encodes 109 amino acids. Gene Ontology annotation, cellular component: extracellular region.